Molecule: messenger RNA, 645 nt
Organism: Pocillopora damicornis (cauliflower coral)
Lineage: Eukaryota; Metazoa; Cnidaria; Anthozoa; Scleractinia; Pocilloporidae
Source: RefSeq, a predicted model, not a curated record
AUGAGGGAGCUAUGGGGGAAACUAGGAUGGGAUGACACAAUUCCUGAAAAGUACAAACAAUAUUGGAAACAAUUUUGCCAGGACAUGCUGGAGAUCAACAACAUUAAAUUCAAAAGAUGUGUGAAACCAAAAGAUACAGCAGAUGAACAACUGAUGUUAAUCAUCUUCAGUGAUGGAUCCCGCAACGCCACUGGUGCCUGUGCAUAUGCAAAAUGGGCACUCAACAACGGACAAUAUAGCUGCAGACUUCCACUAUCAAAAAAUCAACUCGCACCUAUAAAAAAGAUCUCCAUUGAUAGAAUCGAAGUGUGUGGAGCUUUGUUGAACUCAAGACUAAAGACAUUCCUACUCAAACAAUGUAGAUACAAGUUUAUAAAGUGCUAUCACAUCAUGGACUCCCAAAUAGUGCACAGCAUGAUACAGAAAGAAUCAUAUAGAUUUAAUACCUUUGCCACAAGCCGCAUGGAAGAGAUACAACAGAAUACAAACCCCAAUGAAUGGUUUUGGAUGGAAAGUAAAUAUAACAUCGUAGAUUCGUUAGCUCGUGGUAAGAAACCUAGCGAAAUAAAUUUGGACAGCAUCUGGCAAAAUGGACCCGGCCUCCUUGAGUUGCCCAAACCGAAUGGCCAAUAUGCAAAACACUAA